GUUUUCGUAGAGCAAACACACACUACUUUUCUGUUUUCAUUUUCCGAGUCUCAGUUCUAGUGCAUAGGACACUUUUCCCUCUCCAAGUCAUGCUGGUAAUGAAAACUAACUGAAUGCUGGCCAGAGAUUUAGUGGGCAGUUCUUGUCCUAGCGCAAUGGCCAGAGACAAUCGCUGGUUGCAAGUCGAGGUAUGCCGAGACUAUUUGCGAGGAGAUUGCUCUCGGUCUAAUGACGAUUGUAAAUAUGCUCAUCCUCCGGAGCAUGUGGACGUAAAUAAUGACAAAGUCGUUUCAUGUUAUGACCACUUGAAAGGUCAAUGCACUCGGGCGAAGUGCAAAUACCUCCAUCCCAGCCGCCGCAUCAAGAAAGAGCAAUUGGAUAAUGCGGGCAGAACGCAUGGCCAUCACCAGAAUGGAGAUGCGAACUACCCAGCGACGAGAUCUUCAUUGAUCAGCCCCUCGAUUCCACAGCUGGCCAUGGAGCCGACUAUUGACCCGGGCUUUGCCAACCGGAGCAACGCUGCAACUCCCGUACAGCAGCCAGUGGCUGUCAACGGUGUUCGACCUCCUCCUGGUGGUCGCCGACCAGACGGUUCCGACCGAAUGGAAGCGUGCAGGGAGUUCUUGCGUGGCGCCUGUCGACGGCCUGCUACCGAGUGCCGCUUUGCACAUCCGGGCCCGCAGGUGCAGUUUGACCCGAACGACAACUCUGUCACCGUCUGCAUGGACUUCAUCAAGGACCGGUGCAUGCGUCGCUCGCCGCCGUGCAAAUACCACCACCCGCCGCCGCACCUGCAGCAGCGUGUCCGCCAUCAGCAGCAGCAACACCAAGCGACGCUGUCGUCUGCUGGUGCUGCUGUCACCGCUGCCACCACGGGCUACAUUCCAGCUCAUGUCAACGCUGCGCCACUUCCGCUACCAAUUGUCCGAGGGCCAGCAGCCCCUCAGGGUCGACAGGCGUACGAUCGUCUAAGUAUGAUCACGAACGGCAUGGAAAAGAUAGAUCUGUCGGCGGCCGGUCCACCACCUGCGCAUCCGCAUAUCAUGCCCGCUGGCAUGGCGCCACCUCCCGCAUUUGACCCGUUCCUGGCGCAAGCGCAACAGGUUGGCCAAGCUGGCGUUCGUCCGCUUCAACCUGUUCAAGUGCUUCCGCAUCGCCACAAUGUCGCCGCGGCAAGGCCCAUUGCUGGAGCACCGGGUGCAGGGCCAGCCACCAAUGGCUUCCCCGUGGCUCCUCCACCGCCCGGUGCUACUGUCAGCAAUGGGCGUGUGUCGAUGAACAUUCCAACGGCGGCAUUCGGCGCUGCACCACUCGACACUGAUGGUCUAGCGUCUGCAGUCAACAUUGGUGUCGCACGCCAGCAAGCCCAGUCACACGUCCAGUUUGAAACGCAGCACAUGCAUAGCUCCCCCUGGAACGACGAGGAGGCGCUCUUCCGUGCGCAACCUGCCUGGGCUGCAGCCGGUGGUCCUCCCAGGGGCAUGCCAUUACAUGCCGCUGCUAUUGCUGGCGCCGAAUGGGUUCCUCACGAGCAGCUGGUGUAUGACACCGAUGCAACUGUCCAGAAUGGACACAACGGCAUGUGACCUUGUUUUGUUCGCUGCGUGUCUGCUGUCCAGUAGUUGCGUUCCAUCCGCCGUGUGUAGAUGAGGCGUUCACCUGUUUUAUAUCGUGCUAGUGUUGUCAUGCACACACGGGCGUGUUCCGUUGUUGGUGGCGGAACUGCUCUCUCGUACUUGUCAAUGUUGCAGUGAGUGUGGGGGUGUGGUGCCGGUUGCUGGCUCCUCUCCUUGCCGCCAGGUUAUCACACAGUACUAUCGUUGGCCCUCCCAGAGCUGCUGCCUACACUUGGGACGGCUGGCCGUGUCAAGCAGCUGCAUGUGUCCAGGGCAUCCCAGGGCAUGUUCUCUGGUUCCGGGGUGCUGCUUGAUGGACCACCGUCCUGGUUCUCUCUCUCUCUCUCGGCGGCUCUUGCUACUGUGAGCCCCUCGCCCCUCACUCUCCCUGCUGCUCUUGGAGCAAUGUCACAAUGACUCUGGCAGGUGUUCUUACUUCUGCAGAUGUAGCACCUAUCACUCUCGAUGCUAGUGUCCAAUUCCGUUUCUCGUGGUCUUAUUGUCUGGCCUUAUUCUGCCAGCAGUAGGCUAUGGGGUAUUGUCACUUCAGCUUUAGCCUCCGUGUUCUUGUCAAAACUCGCUGUAAACUUUUCAAGCCUUACGCUGGCUUUCUUUGUAACUUGUCCUACAUUUUCCAUCUCGCUGAAAUUCGCUGCACAUAGCUUUGCUUCUCCGUCAGCUGAAGAGCUGCCUGCGAAAACAAGGGGCCGCAGGCACAUCAUUAUUUUGUUGUUUUUGUUCUGCCAUCUCCCUGCCACCGCUAGUACACCGCUUGCUGGCUGUGAUCCGCUGUAAUCUUGCGCUGCCCGCUCGUUUUAUCUAAGUUGACCCGCUGCAUGUCCGUCUGUGCUGCUCUGCUUUCCACGUUGCUUGCUUGAGUCCAUGGUGGCGUUUGAUGUCCCAGUCGACGGGCUUGCUUGAAGCAUCAGGACUUUUGCCGCCACGCUUGCCAUGCUUGCUUGCUCGCUGCUGCUGCUUCUUGCCGCGUGUGGGGUACUGCUGCUACUGCUGCUGUUUGCCUCUGCUAUGGCGUCUCUUGAUUUUGAGCUGAGACUUGCUGUUCUGUUCUUUGACUUCGAUUUAUCUGGAUGUCUCUUCAUGAGGAUCUUUCAAUGCAUCGCUGUCCGAGUUGAGUGGACUCAACAGAGAUUUUUUUGUCUUGUUUUGUUGCUUCAUUUGAAUUUGAUUUCUCCCUAUUCUGACCAUUGCGUUACGUGAAUACGGUUUGAUCAUUUUAGUCGGUGACUUGCUGUUUUAUCAUUCAAUCCGCUGAUUAUGGCUGCUCAAUCUGCUGACUAUGGCUGUUCAACACACUGAUUUUGGCUGUUGCUCUAUUCCCCUCCUGACCUGAAUGAUUCUCAAUCAUAUUUUUCGACUUAAUGUAGUCUUUCUGUUCGAAUCUUUUCGAUCUCUUCUGUUCUCUGCUGCUCGUUUGUCCUGUUUGCAUAUUGUCACCAUGCCGUGCCCUAUGCUACAAAACUCUUUUGCAAGUUCUGCAUGUGUAUACUGCUCUUUAUCAAAUUAUUCCUCACGCAAGAAGUCUAUUAUGACUAUACCAAUGGCCACGAGGCCUACUACCGGA
This is a messenger RNA of Sycon ciliatum, 3198 nucleotides long. RefSeq names its product muscleblind-like protein 2a. The transcript has 8 exons. Gene Ontology annotation, biological process: regulation of RNA splicing. Lineage: Eukaryota; Metazoa; Porifera; Calcarea; Leucosolenida; Sycettidae. Gene Ontology annotation, molecular function: metal ion binding; RNA binding. The record is from RefSeq and is a predicted model, not a curated record. The coding region runs from base 114 to 1586 and encodes 490 amino acids.